Molecule: messenger RNA, 757 nt
Organism: Hyaloscypha bicolor E
Lineage: Eukaryota; Fungi; Ascomycota; Leotiomycetes; Helotiales; Hyaloscyphaceae
Exons: 1
Coding region: 70-564 (164 amino acids)
Source: RefSeq, a predicted model, not a curated record
UGGGAUUUUCAAGAUCUAAGAAGUUAUCUCGUAAGCGGCAACAAUUAAGGCAAGGACUGGCGAAAUGACAUGAUAUUAACUAGCCCUAAGGGACAAUCAAAUUCUUCGCUAUGCCACAAGGACUUGAUCCCUUUAGCAAAUCCAGGCCGCUGGGGAUUUACAGUUUACAGCACUUAUCCUAUCACUAUUUCCACCUCCGCAUCUUCAGAGGAAACACUCAACAAGCGCGUCUGUGAGCGGUUCCAGGCAUACUUCAACUCCAACUUACGCUUUUCAGCCGAGGACCUGUACGGAGAGAAGAUGCCGCUGGACAUCGAAUUCAACCGCCUCCCCUCCGUAAGCAUCACCGAGGCAAGAGUACGUUUCCGAGCCAAAUAUGGCUGGCCUGAGAAGCACGAGAUGGGUAUCUUCAGGAACCACGAGCACCAUGACCUGCGGCAUGGAGUUUUCGUCGUGAUUGACGAGGAGACGAUGAAGGCCUUGUUAGAUGCUCCGAAUCUAUUCUGGAACUUCCGGCAGGCUCGAGCUAUAGGACUGCCACGGAGAUUGAGGAUGGCAUUGUAAUUGAGGUCGUGGACGUGUAUUACGACGAGGCGUGUGAGGGAAUACAGUUUGCGGCGGCAGGAAGGGGGACGCCGAAGGACGGUCCAAAUUCGAUGGCCUUUAAUGGGUACAUCAAGACGACGCCGAGGUGGCUAAUCACGAAAAUGAAUUUCCUGAACAGAACGCCUCACGCCUAAAAGAAUUAGCAUAAGUC